AUGGAUAACAUCGAGAAAAUCGUGCAAGCUCAAAAGACGAUUGCAACUGAGAUCGAAGUAAUUAUCAGAAAUUACAAAAAGGACUCCAGCGAUAGGAAGCAGACACCGGCAUAUUUUGAAAAACGACUUCAGGAUCUCAAGAAGGCAUGGCAACAAUUCGAAAUCAAUGAUAAUACCCUCCAGAAAGAAUGUUCGGAAGACAAGUCGCAUGAAUACUUCACUAAGAAUUUCUAUGAACAGGUAUUGAAAAUUUGGGAACAAUACGAAGCCACUUUUAGUGAACAAAUAACAUUGUUGUCAAACGUAACCUCAUUCGCCACUAAUAAGAAUGUAGAAGCACAAGUAAUAGCUACGAAAAACAGCUCAUGUGAUUCCAAUAAACUAUCUCUAAUGAUGCGACGCCAACAAGAGUUUGGCAAAACUAUAAAACGUCAACUAAUUGACGCUAACAUCACCACGGACAUACCUUUAGCACGUAAGGUACUGUUGAAGGAUUCUAUUCUUCGCUUAUGGGCCCAUUUUGAGGAACUCCAUUACAGCAUUUGUGAAUUAGAAUCCAAUCCAGCAACUAUUGGAUAUGAUGAAGAAGGGUUUAUAUCGUUAGAAAGAGAAGUCCAAAAUAUGUCCUUAAAGGUGGAAGAGUUGAAACUUGCUUCAACGUCUUCGCAUACCUCAACAUUAACAUCUGCAUCAAUGCAGUUACCACGAGUAAUAAUACCAAGGUUCAGUGGGAACUACUUGGAAUGGAGGCAAUUUCGCGACUUGUUCAAUGAAGUGGUAAAUAAACAAUCACUUGCGAAUUGCCAAAAAAUGUUUUAUCUAAAAUCGAAUUUGGACGGAGAAGCAGCACGUCUAAUUGCUCAUUUAACAGUAUCUGAGGAUAAUUUUAGUAGUGCCUGGAGUUUACUUUGCCAGCGCUACGAUAAUAAGCGGCUUCUUGUGAAUGCAUUUAUUGCAAAACUUAUUUCUCAACAAAUUAUAACAUCUGAAAGCUCUGAAGCUAUCAAACGACUCCAUGAUACAACUUCUGAGUGUAUUCUUGGACUUAAAAAUCUUGAAAUCAACAUCGAAAACUGGGAUCCAAUAAUACUUUUCAUUUUGACGAAGAAAUUGGAUCCAAUAACACACAGCUUGUAUGAACAGAACGUGAAGGAUCCAAGAAGAAUCCAACAGUUAAAUGAAUUUCUGGAAUUUUUAGAACUUCGCUUCCAAGCAUUAGAGGCAAUUGGAGGCAAGAGCAUUAACAAGGCGUGUUUAAAUACUACAAAUGGAAUGUUAAAAUGUUUAGCUUGCAAGGGAGAUCAUAAAACUUCCACUUGUAAAAAUUACUUGAAAAACCCCCCGGAAAUUCGCAGAAAUAUGAUUCUCAGUGCCAAACGUUGUGUAAAUUGCUUGCGCUCGGGCCAUUUUUCAACAAAAUGCCCAUCUCAGGGUUGUCUGAAAUGCAAAAGAAGGCAUCAUACAACUUUACAUGAACUUUAUGCUGCCAAUGGCAAGUCUCAGGUCACUACUGACUCAUCGCGAAAUAACGAUUCACACCAAUUAGGUGGGCAUGCAGCAGCUACGCUUACAACAAGUAGACCCGUAGAGUUGAAGAAAUCUUAUGGUUUACUAGCAACUGUAAUAAUGACGGUUCUGAAUUCUCAGGGCGUGGAAUGCAAGAUGCGUGCAUUACUGGAUUCAGGCUCACAAGUGAACCUCAUAACAGAACGAGCAGCACGAAAACUUGGGCUAACUCAAUUAUCAAGCUCGCUGAAUCUUAGUGGCGUCGGUCAGAAAAACAAGUGCUCAAAAAAAAGAGUCUACGUAGUUAUAUCAUCUAGUGUAACUAACUACAAAACUGAAAUAGAAGCUCAUAUGUUGCCAACAAUAGUUGCAAAUCAGCCUGCAAUUGAACUGGAUACAUCAAAUUGGGCUAUACCAGAAGGAGUUGUGUUGGCUGAUGCCCAAUUCAACAAACCAGGUCCAGUAGAUAUUCUUAUUGGCGUUGAAUUAUACAACGACAUGGUUCUGCCAAGGAGAAUUUCGCUAGGAAACAAUUAUCCAAUGUUACAAAAAACUGUGUUUGGGUGGAUGGUCAGUGGUCGGAUUUCUGGGUUUUCGUCUUCUGCAUCGAUUUGCGGUGUUCUUACAAAUAAUGUAGAACUCGACCUGCACAAAUUUUGGGAACUAGAGGAGAUACAGCAAGGUUCGUCGGAUCAAACACUUGAAGAACAGCAAUGUGAGGAACACUUUAAUCGAUCUGUGGCAAGAUCAACUGAUGGUAGAUUCGUUGUGAAAUUACCAUUCAAAGGAGAAGUCACUUCUUUAGGCUAUUCGCAAAGAUUAGCACAGCAACGUUUUUUCGCUGUAGAAAGACGUCUCAACGGAGACCCUGAAUUCAAAACAACAUACAAUAAAUUUAUGGAAGAGUACAUCAACCUGGGACAUAUGAGUGUGAUCAACCCAGAUGAUAUAAUCCAUCCCUGUUAUUUUUUGCCUCAUCAUGGAGUUCUUCGACCAGAGAGCUCCACCACGAAACUUCGAGUAGUGUUCGACGCCUCUGCACCAACUUCCACAAGCAUAUCUUUAAAUGAUGUGUUAGCUACUGGUCCAACUAUCCAGGAUGAUUUAUUCGCUAUACUGACACGUUUUCGUUUAUCUAAAUUCGUUUUCACGGCCGAUAUCGAGAAGAUGUAUCGUCAAAUUAUGGUGGACCAAGAUGACCGUCGAUUCCAACUAAUUUUAUGGAGAAACAACGACAAUGAGCCUCUUCGAACUUAUCAACUUAAUACCGUAACUUAUGGGACAUCGUCAGCACCGUAUCUUGCCACAAAAUGCUUGCAACGGUUGGCUGAAAUUGAAGAAAGUAGGCACCCGACAGCUGCAGCUAUCGUCAAAAGAGAUUUUUACGUAGAUGACGUCAUGACAGGGUUCAACAGUAUGUCUGAAGCAUUACAUGCACGAAACGAACUUAUAAAACUAUUGCACAAGGGUGGCUUUAAGCUUCGCAAAUGGUGCGGCAAUCAUCCAAAAUUAAUGGAAGGGUUGCACCCAUCCGACAUAGCUGUACAACUAGACUUCAACACGAUGGAAUGCGGUCACAUUAAGACAUUGGGCCAAGUGUGGAUCCCAACAACAGAUGAGUUUAAGAUACAGAUCAACAAAAACGAACACGUCAAAUAUACUAAAAGAAGUAUAUCAUCCGACAUUUCUCGAAUUUUCGAUCCGCUUGGGCUCGUUAGUCCAGUCACAGUAGAAGCUAAAUUGUUCUUGCAACACUUGUGGACGCUGAAACUUGAUUGGGACGAAGAAUUGUCAAACGAGCUAACCUGUCAAUGGGUGCGUUACAUGGAAAGCUUAAACUGUCUCAAUAACAUAAAACAGCCACGUCAUCUUUUCGGAAACGAGAUUCCAAAAUCAACGCAAAUACAUGCUUUCGCCGAUGCUUCAGAACGAGCUUACGGCGGAGUAAUUUAUCUACGUUCCAUUACGCAGCACGGACAAGUGAUUGUCCGCCUCCUUUGUGCUAAAUCGAGAUUAGCCCCAAUCAAGAAAUUAACAACCCCAAAGUUAGAACUAUGCGCCGCUCUACUAACAGCACAAUUAUUAGCUAAGGUAAAAAAUUGCAUGCAGUUGACAGAUACCACAACACAUUUAUGGACAGACUCGGAAAUUGUAUUGGCAUGGAUCAAUUCAUCGGCAGCCUCCUACUACGCAUUCGUGGCAAAUAGGGUGACAAAAAUUCUCGAAAUUUCCAGCAAGGGCCAAUGGCGACAUGUUAGAUCCAAGGAUAAUCCUGCCGACAUACUAUCGCGCGGCAUUGAAGCAUCCAAACUAAGCAGCUGCCACUUAUGGUUUUACGGUCCUAUGUUCCUGCAUGGUCACCAGUCACUAUGGCCUGCUCCAUUCAAAGCCAGAUCAGAAUGUAAAGUGGAACUUAAGAGAUCAAUACAUGCAGUAACAAUCGAUCCCAACAAACCACAUUUCUUACACAAUAUCGAUCAUAAGAAUUCCUUUUCCAAAUUGGAAAGAAUAACUGCUUAUGUUAUUCGUUGCACACAAAUUCUCCGGAAGGCAUCAUUGGAACAAAACGAAUGUCACUUAUCCAGUGUAGAAUUGACACGUGCUCGUCAAGUGAUCAUUCGCAUGAUACAAGACGAGGGAUUAGCAGAAGAAAAAAAUUCACUUCGUAAGGGCUUAGAAGUCAGCAAAACUAGUACAAUUAAGGCUUUGUCUCCAUUCAUUGAUCAACAAGGUCUUCUAAGAGUUGGCGGGCGGCUUCAAUCUUCCUCACUUUCAUUUGAGGCGAAGCACCCAGUCUUGCUACCAGAUUGCCCAUUAACAAGGCUGUUAAUACAAGAGACUCAUGUCCGCAACAAACAUAUUGGACCACAAGGAUUAAUGGCAAUCAUGCGACAGCAAUACUGGCCACUCAAAGGAAAGAUGACAGCAAGAACUAUUAUUCACAAAUGCGUUAUCUGCACCAAGGCGAAACCGACACUACUAAAUCAAAUCAUGGGAAAUUUGCCAACUGAUCGCGUUGAACCAGCACGAGCAUUUGUAAACUCAGGAGCUGACUUUUGGGGUCCAAUAUGGACUCAUUAUCGGGAAAACGUCCAACAAAAAGCUACGUGGCCGUAUUUUGUUGCUUUGCAACAUGAUCGCGUUGAACCAGCACGAGCAUUUGUAAACUCAGGAGCUGACUUUUGGGGUCCAAUAUGGACUCAUUAUCGUAUCAGGGGAAAACGUCCAACAAAAAGCUACGUGGCCGUAUUUUGUUGCUUUGCAACAAAGGCCAUACAUAUGGAGGUAGUCACAGAUCUUACAACUGACGCAUUCAUCAUGGCAUUAAAACGUUUCAUAGGAAGAAGAGGGAUGUGCCGGAAAAUAUACUGUGACAAUGCCACUAAUUUCGUUGGAGCUAAUAAGGAACUUGCUGAACUAAAAAAUGCUGUGUUCGAUGAAAGAAGCCAAGAAAAAAUACAGGGUGUUUGCUGUUCGUACAAUAUCGAUUUUAAGUUCAUCCCACCACGAGCCCCACACUUCGGUGGAUUGUGGGAAGCUGCCGUCAAGUCAGCAAAAAAUCUAUUUAAACGAAGUGCAUCGAACGUCAGUCUUACAUACGAGGAGUUAGAAACACUCAUAAUAGAAAUCGAAGCGAUUUUGAAUUCGAGACCACUAACUCCGACGUCAUCAGAUGCUAACGACCUAACCGCCAUAACUGCUGGACAUAUCUUAAUCGGUGAUCCCCUCACUGCAACAAUUCAUGUUGACGCGAAGCCUCUACAUUUAAAUUUAAAAAAAAGAUAUGAGCGCAUUAUCAGUAUUAAAGACGACUUCUGGCAUAGAUGGCGGUCAGAGUACUUAAGUGAUUUACAGCACCGAUCAAAGUGGCAAAAGGUCCAAGACAAUGUCAAAGUGGGCCAAAUGGUUCUAAUUCAUGAAGAUAAUACACCGUCACUUCAGUGGCCGUUGGGGAGAAUAGUAGAAACCUUCAUAGGCCCAGAUGGAAAAAUUCGUGUAGCUAAUGUGCGUACCAAAAAUGGUAUAAUAAAACGAGCAAUUCAUCGACUAGCACUACUGCCGAUCGAUACAAGCGAACCAAUCGAGCAAAACACAUCCGAAAAACCAAUAUGCAUAAAUGAAACAAUAACGGAGGCCCCUACGCCAACUGUUCAAGAUAGUACCCCAAAAAAGCGGCGACGACUCAGCAUAGGAAACGUUCUGCUAACAACUUUAAUGGCCUGUUUUGUGACUGCAUCCCAAUGCAGCCCAAUCGUCGAGCAAUUUACCAGACCUGGACUCUAUUUCGAAAACAUCGGAGCUACCAAAAUCAUAUCAAGUCAGUGGAACAUUGUAGUAUACUACAAUUUAUCAUCUUUUUGGAUUGCCUGGGAUUCGAUUAGGUCGACUACAGCAGCCCUUGAUAACAUUUGUCAUCAAAGCGGUGGCCAAUUUGCAUGCGACAGACUCGUAACCUUUUAUGACCACUGGCACAGCGACAUUGAAAUGGAAAAUGCCCUACUCAAAUCCCCUAUUGCAAGAUCGAAACGGGGAGCAAUAAAUAUUAUUGGAAAUGUAGCUAAUUCCUUGUUUGGCGUAUUAGACUCAAAUUAUGAAACAGAGAUGAAACACCAUUUGAGCCAAAUCUACGACAACGAAGAAUACCUUAACAAAUUACUUAAAAACCACACAUCAAUUUUGGACGCAACACUAAACAUCUUGAAACAAACUCAAGACGCCUCAAAACGGAAAUUCACUGACUUAGAUGCACAAAUAAAGUUGAUAAUGUCAACUAUCAAUAAUGUCAGUAAUGCACUCGACAAAAGUGCAUUAUAUUAUACAUUUACUUCAUUGGCGUUGCAAGUACUAACGUUAACUCACAACUUCCAAAUGCAACAACAGGCCUUAAUAGACGCUAUCACCGAUGGUCAUCAUGGCAAGAUUAAUCCUCUACUCAUAUCCACUGAUCAGUUUCGAAAGGAACUGCAAAACAUUCGGACACACUUAUCGCAAAAUCUACAACUUCCAAUAGAAGAUGACAGCAUCUUGGAGUAUUUUCGACUCAUUGAACUCAAGCUAUUUAAAACGGAUACACAGGUUGUAUUUUCGCUACUACUGCCAUUAGUAGAUUCUGAAACAUUUGAAUUGUUCCAAUUAACACCAAUUCCAGCUGCAAUAAAUGGGUCACUUGUCAUCAUUAAACUUUUAACAAGAUUUAUCGGAAUAAAUUUGCAUAAGGAACAACUGUAUCCUAUGAAUAAGGAGUUGGUCGGUUGUCAUGAGACGCAACCAGCUGUCAACUUCAACGACUCGAUCAAAAUACCACUUGGUUCCAGCUACACAAUUCUAAUCAAUGGAUUUACGGCAUGA
Teleopsis dalmanni is the source of this 6855-nucleotide messenger RNA. RefSeq lists its product as uncharacterized. The record is from RefSeq and is a predicted model, not a curated record. The transcript has 3 exons. Bases 1 to 6855 code for a protein of 2284 amino acids. Gene Ontology annotation, biological process: DNA integration. Gene Ontology annotation, molecular function: nucleic acid binding; zinc ion binding. NCBI's taxonomy places the organism in Eukaryota, Metazoa, Arthropoda, Insecta, Diptera, Diopsidae.